UAUGUGUGUUCUCUUCGCCUUUUCGCUGCGCCCGCUCGCUUUCGGCAAGCAAACUAGGCUUAUCGGGCCAAAAACUGACACCCUUUCAGCUGCGAUAUGCAUGCACUUGGAAUACACAUAUCUACGAGUUUGCAUUACGUGUGGAAAAUUAGUGUGAUAAAAAUUUAAACAAGGGAAAACCGUUGGGAGCGAACUUUCUCAGUGAAAGUGGCGAGCGUAUGCCUGUGUGUUGGUUGGCCUCUCGGUGGCUUAUAAGUGGAGCGCACUCGCUGCUGUGAACUAUUUUCGUUUUCUCCUAGUUUUCUCUGAUGCAUUUUAACCGUCAGAUGCAAUUCUCGGUGUCCGUAUCAGUUCAUUGAAAAAUCAAUAAAAUCAUCAUAUACACACAUACGCUGCACAUGCUGGACGGGGUGCAUUGGGCGAUGCUGACGAAGGAAUAGCAAAAAACAGCAAGAAACAAGGAGUUUGUUUUCUUUGCAUGAGGUGAUAAUCGUGAUAACAAACAAGCAGGGGCACGAACAUCUCUCCGCCCUGCGCGCCUGGAUAUUUUCCCAAACCAUCGAACCGCAGCGGCCAGCUGAACAGGUCAAACCACACCUCCUCACAGACAGGUCAAACUACACCACCACCGACAGAAAAGUCGGGAUCGUCCACAGGCAUCGUUCAUCGAAGCGUACCAUUCGAGCGUCAAAGCUAGAAGAAGCAAAACGAACGAUUCCGUAUCCUUCGUAACGUAGUGAGUGUGUAAAGGCUUUGCUACAAUGAAACCGUAUGAUAAUGGCACCUUUGCUUCCCGACACAUUGUGUCCGAAUGGGAGGACAACGUGGUGUUCGAUGCGGACGAUCCCGACUUUUCUGUCGGUGGUGGUGGCGUUGGUCCACCAACUGCGAAUAUGCUGAUGCGCUCAACGGCCGGAUCGCAACAGAUUGUGCGGCAACUGGCAGCCUCGAAUCUAACUCGCUCAGUUACGACCUACUACGGGCUAAACUCGACCUCGGUUGUGUCGAAUUUAAACCAGCUAAUGAAGGUUUCUUCAAGUACAAAGCUAUCAGCAAUCAGUAACAGCAGCAUGUCGGUGGCCAGCGUACAAGCACCCCAUCUGGCGGAUUUGUGCAGCUCUCUGAGUCGUACUAGUUUAAGUAUGUCGUCGUCGCUGUCGGAUCUGGUCGGCAGCCCCUCCCUCGGUGCCGUGUUCGAUUUCCACUCGUCGGAUGCGGUGCUGACGAUCGAGGAGCUGCGGGAGCAGCUCGGCUCGUGCUACACUUGUGGCGUCUCCUGGACCGAGGAUCAGGUGUCGCUCGAUUGCACAGAGUGCGGCGGUUACAGCCUAGAGCGACCGUGCCUCAUCUGCGAAGGUAUCUGCGGUCAACUGUGGAAGCGUGAUUUUACCAUGAGCCAUGCUUGCGGUAAAUCACGCUGGCAGGGUGUGUGCACCAAGUUCCCGGCACAGAUGAUUCAGUUGCAGUCAUCCGCACCGCUGAGCAGUUGCGCCAGCUUCGGUAGCCACCACCAGCUUACAGGUUGUGCCGCUGCGGCGGCAGCCAACAAUGGUGCAAGCACUGCAAGUCAGCAGCAUUUCCUGCAGCAAGAACUGUGCGCCCGGCUCGAGAAGCUUUCCGCUAAUGCGCAUUCGUAGAGCGUCUGCUGCGCAAUCCGUCACCGGCGCAACGGUUCCGGGUGCAUGUUUUUUUAAGUUUAUGUAGAGAAUGUGGAAGAAGACGAGCACCAACUGCUGCACGAGAUAGCAGGCCUCAGGCGGUAGUAACCUAUAUGCAUGCGGUCUCGUUGCGCAACCCAAUUAGGAAGCGUGAUGUUUCCAGCAUAACGGAGAAAGAGAUGGAGUAUUUUAUCUGCUUACCGGGCAUAUGAGUUCCUACUGAUAUUGAGUAUCAACCGGCAGGAGCAGGGAGUAAAACCUCUCUCAAAGACGCGCUAUAGAGUCUACAUGAUUAUGAUAGCAUUUGAUACGUAUACCGUAUCCUUCUUGCUUUUGAGCGAUUUCCUCUUUUUCUUCCGGCCGAAUAUUACAAUCGGACGAUUAAGAUUUCACAGCAGAUAGCAGAUUAUUUUCCCCGAAUAUACAGGGCAUCAGGUGUAGUACAGGAUUUCAAAAUUAGUACAAUCUUAGUGUUCCCCAUCUUUUUAAACCAUGUGAUAGAACCAUUCGCUCAAAAUCGACCAUUGAAAUCCGAAGUCCGUAGCAAAACAAUAUCAAAAGAGGAGAUCAGAUCAGAUAGUCUAUCAUACGAUCGUACGUUAUUUAGCUUAAUAAGAGGAGAAUGUUUUUCUGUGAAAAACAUGACAUUUAUUAAAAUUUCGCCUAGGAUAGGGGAAGCAGAACAAUAGUGUGUAAUGUAUGCAAUUUAGAAGAUGGCAAAAGGUGUGCAUACAACUCUGAGGCAACUCUGAGCAACAUUAUAUAAUUUAAAAGAAAAAGAAAAUACAAGUGAAAAGAAUUAACAAUAUUCGUUAGAAUUGUUCUUUUCACUGCAAAAUUUUGAUAUUAUAUCCCUUGCACGUUGGGUUACCGUGAUAUGCCACCGUCUACUAAGGCCACCAAACCAGAAGCUGGAGUAUGCUAAAGAGAGCAUAGAUUUUGUUUUUUAUUUGCAGCUUAUUGUCUAUUUACAUCAUUUUAUGCUAGUAGCUUAACUAGGCGUAAGGUGUUCUUUAGUCGGAUAAAACCAUAUUCGUAUGAAUGAUAUAAAUUGUUUUGUAUUUCUUUGUGGUUUGA
Molecule: messenger RNA, 2735 nt
Organism: Anopheles merus
Lineage: Eukaryota; Metazoa; Arthropoda; Insecta; Diptera; Culicidae
Gene: Pino
Product: protein pinocchio
Exons: 5
Coding region: 762-1637 (291 amino acids)
Source: RefSeq, a predicted model, not a curated record